AUGUCUUAUGCGUAUCUUUUUAAGUAUAUUAUUAUCGGUGAUACAGCUGUUGGAAAAUCAUGUUUACUUCUUCAGUUCACAGACAAACGUUUCCAACCGGUAUACGAUUUGACAAUUGGUGUUGAAUUCGGUGCCCGAAUGGUAAACAUUGCAGACAAGCAGAUUAAGCUUCAAAUAUGGGACACGGCUGGACAAGAAUCAUUCCGGUCCAUAACAAGAUCAUACUAUCGAGGAGCAGCUGGAGCUCUUUUAGUUUAUGAUGUUACGAGACGUGAUACAUUUAAUCAUCUUGCAUCUUGGUUGCAAGACGCUCAACAACAUGCCAGUCCAAAUAUGGUUAUUACAUUAGUUGGGAAUAAGUUUGACUUGGAUGCUAAACGUGAGGUUAAACAAGAAGAAGGCGAAUCCUUUGCUCGGGAGCAUAAAUUGUUAUUUGUAGAAACGUCAGCUAAAACUGGGGCAAACGUUGAACAGGCUUUUUCUGCUACUGCACGCGCAAUUUACGAACGGUUACAACAAGGUCUUCUGGAUAUCAACAAUGAUGUAACUUGAUUUUAUAAGCAGAUCCAUAGAUAUCUUGAUUUUGUGUGGAUUUAAACAGCUUGCCCACAAGUUUUGUGAUGACGUCUUACUGUUUUACAGUAUACACACCUUGUUAUGACUAACAGCAAUCUAAUUUCUCUGUUACAACUUUCGUGGAACCAAUGGCUUUAGGGUAAUCUCUGUAUAAUAAUUAAGAUAUUUGUACGAAACAAAGUGGAGAGAGAAUGAAAAUAAAUUAUGGACAGCAAGUAACUUUACACACUAAAUUUUGCUUUUUUCACUUUUGCGUUUAUCAUGCGUGCGUGUGUGUGUUGAGUAUUUCACCUUACAAUUAUUUUCCCGUGAUGUCAGUAGCCUUAGAUAUUGUAAUUUUCAGUGUUUUCUCCAUCAUGUUUUGUUUAAAUUCAAUGCUUCUGAUGGAUUGUUCUUGUACUGAAAGAAAGUUUCAUUAUGUAUUGGAUUAGCUGUAUGUGUCGUAUUGGAAAUCUUUGGUGUUAUUACGAAUGGAAUUGUACUCACAAGUUGUCUUGAUUUUAAAGAAUCCUUCUGAAAGACUGUGUAUUAAGAUAUGUGUAGUUGUUCAGUCUGUAGCACUUGUCAACUUUGAUUCUCGCUAAGACUGUUUAUAAGGACUCUGUCUAUGGUACUUCUUAGUGUAGGUCCACCUUCUGACUAAUGCUAUGCAGUGGUAAUUACAGGUACUAUAAUAUUCUUAACAGUCUACUCUUCUUCGAAGAUUUCUGAUCCAAUUCCGUUAUUGUUUUUGAACAGAGGGAACUUCACAAACAAUUUUGCAAUGAAUAGCUUUUGAUGCAUGUUGUACAUAAGUUUGCUACUUAUUUUACAAUGUGUUACAUAAAGCGAGUAUGAGGUUCGUUGAAAUCAAUGUAUACACCGGUGUCGUUAGAAGUGUUUAGUCAUUUCGAUUGGGGCAACAUGUUGGUUGUCUUAUGAUAUUGUAGUUAUCUAGAGUGAUAUUGUUUUAAAAUGAAAGUGUUAAUCGGGGAAUUAAUUAAAAUCAAAGUUAAAAUGUAUAGACUAUUUUGUUAUGUGAUGUCCUUGUAUAAUCAUGAAUGGAUAACUUACUAUCAUGUAUAGAAAAUAACUUGUGCUUUGACUGUUUUUACUCUUCUUUAUUGAAGCGCGAAUGUAAUUGUUAUAUGUGAAUUAACUUGUAUGUUCAGAUAUGACUUUUUGCUGACGUAUACGGAGUAGUUCCGUUUCGUUAAUGUUAUUCAUAAUCCUGCAACUGGUUGUCGGGUUUUCUUAUUUUGACACCCAUUUUUUCUUUGUUAUAAUGUUUAGUUCUAUUACAAGCUCAAAAGUUGAAGUAGCAUCCGUUGCCUAACUGGCAACUGGGUUGCAGGAGCCCGGUGUUUAUAUCAGUAAACAGAAGCUUAACUGGCACUACACAAGUCAUACAUGUAAGCCCAGGUGUGCAACCAUUGAAAUUAUGCACUAUGUCGUUUACACAUCUUAAGUACACAUACUUUAAACAAAGAGUAUUGCACGGAGCCAUGUUAGCGCUUACGGAGAGUUGACAUCUGAAGUGAUGACAACUAGUGGCGUCUGUCAAGGAUGCACACUGUUCUCAUUUCUGUUUAAUUUCAUUAUUGAUGUAUUCAUGAAAUUGACUGUAGCGACUUAGGGACUGACUAGUUCUCAGGGGACGGUCUCGUUGACCUAAAGUAUUCGGAUGAUAUUAUCCUCCUAGGUGAAUUCGUUGAUAAAAUCCAAAGUCUUCUCAACACCUUGAGAAGAAAUCUUCGAAUUUUCGGCAUGCCUUGUGCUGCUGCCAAAUGUAAGAGGGUGCUGCAGGACUAGACUGCACUGACUCCUAGCUUAAAAAUAGGGACUGAAGUGGUAGAACGUGUUGACCGCUUCACUUAUUUGGGAAGUCGCAUUGGCCAAACCGGACUGAUUGCUGACCAAAUGUCUGCACUCACAAAAAGGCCCUCGUAGCAUUAAUCAAAUUACAUAAUCUCUUACAUAGAUGCGAUAUCUGGUCAUCGAUUAAAGGGUAUGUGUACUGCACAGCCGUUCUGUGUCUUUUCUUAUUGCUGUGAGACAUGACCAUCGAAAAUGGAAGAUAUGAAAAGGCUAGCUGUCUUUGAUCAUGGAUGUUUGCGUUCUAGCUCUUGCGUGGUGUAAUCUGGCAAGAUUGAAGUUUAGCGUCGAGAAUCAGUGGUUGGAGACACUAGGUGACAUGGCUCAAAAUCGUUGUCAGUGGCGCAGAUGUAUUCAGUCUCUUUAACCUUUCAUAUUCCUUUCUACCAUUACUCAUUCUGUUUCACUAUUAUACUUGUCUAAAUUCUAUUGAUUCUCUUCACUCAUUUUCUUGUCUACCUUUGUGUGCUAUUUGGAACGUGGCAACUCGAACUGCUGCACUUCGGUGCCAAGUUCUAUGUUGAAUCCAGCAGCAGCAGCGUCGAGUGUUAGGUAAGUAGGGUAAGUUGAUUGGUGCGGUUGUGUAGGAAAAUUGAUUAAGAUAGCUAGGGCACCUGUUGCGCAUACAUAGCCACUGUCUUCCUCGACGAGGAAUGUUAACUGAUAUAGGAUUACGUUAGGAAAAAGUUAGGGAUGGUCAGACUAAAACACCGUAUAAAUUCAUGAAGUCUCUAAUUGUUUGUUUGAGCCACGCAGGGAAGUGGCUGAGGUCCUCGUGGUUUUUGAAAUCAACUUCUCGAGACUGUUGGAGAUAUAGCUCAAAGUCGUUCUGAGUGGCGCAGAUGCUUUUGCUCUGUGUCAUCUCCCAAAUCCAUUUAAUGCUCAUGUUUCUCCACGUCACUAUUCUUUCUCCCAGAUAUCUGAAUCCCCUUUUCCUCUCUUUUGUGUAUACCUUUUUGUGUUAAAUGGAAUGUCAUGACUUGAACUUCUGCGCUACUAUGCAGAGUUCUAUUUUAAAAUCAAGUCAGUUAGUUGAAGAAAGAUUUUAAACCUAAUUGGUUCGCUUUCAGUGGAUAAAUUCAUCUUCUCUUAGUAACACUUCUCAGUAGUAGACUGCAUAAAAAUUAUAGUCACAGCAACGUGUGAUAUACUGUACGAAAAAAUAAAUUAAAAGCGUCAUCGAUUUUCUGCUAUACAAUUGCACUAGUGGUUACGAAUGAUUCGACAAAUGAAGAUAUUUACAAGAAAUUCUUUUUUAGGUAACAUGGAUGUGUAACUGUAAAAUUUAUGUCUUGUUCUAAUUGCUUUUUUGUGAGAAAUCUUUUACCAUCAGUCGCAUAACACUGGGAGAUAAAAUUUUAAAGUAUAUUUCUAGUUUUAUGAUUAACAGUUAUAAUUCAUGACUGUUGAUUGAUAAUUAUCUUGUACACUAGACACAUAUGGUGUGAUUUUAAUCGGUAUGUUGGUUUGAUUUAUCACUUUCUUUUCUGCUGUUUGUAAAAAGGAGCGGCAAAUACAGCAAACUUUCUAUAUGGUUGACUUUGUAGUCGUUUCCAUUCUUUAGCAUACACUUAUUUAAUCAUAGAAAUAAAACAGGUUUGGAUAUGACAUCGUUGAAAAAUGAAUGCUUUUGUUGCAUUAAUUGAUCCUAGUAGUAUGAAUUCUUAUUAUUUGUCGACUGUUUUUUAAACUGUGUGAAUUCGUGUUGUGUUUAAAAUUUCGCUAACUUGUUUAUAAUCUGGUUCAGCUAUAUUUUCCCUUGAAAAACCAUUUUUGUUGAACUAGGACCACAUUUUGCAUCUGUAAUGCGAUUUUAAUGUGGAUAUCAUGCAACAAAAUGCCUGAGAUUUUUAAUUACUGGUAGCUAACUGCAGAAAGCUUAGAAAAAACGAAAGAAACCCGUGGAUUGGUAGAAAGCCUACCUCGUAAAAUUAUCAAAGAAGGGCGACGUGGGUCUCUACAAGAACGCGUGUAAUAAUGCUCUUGUCCAUGCCAAGUAAAAUACUAAGUCUCAUCUUCCUGGAGGGAAUUAAACGUGCACUGAAUGCAGAGCUCCGCCCCACCGACCAGAAUAAGCUGGAUUCAGGAAAGGCAAACCAUGUGUUGACUGAAUUGCAACUCCACGCAUCAUCGUCGAAUAAUGCACAGAAUGACAGUCCAAACCUCAACCACGAUUUCAUCGACCCUGAAAAGGCCUUAAACAGUGUUGACCUCUAAGUAGUUUGGAAAAUACUUCAACCCUAUGGCGUGCAGUGCCCAAUUCUUUAUCAUCUUCAUCCAACAGUUGGCUAUAUGACAAUGUCAAGUGUCAAGUGAUCCCUAAUGGAAAACUCAGCGAAGGCUUUGAAGUGAAGACAGGAGGUGGUGAAGAUAACCAACAAACAGCAACAACAGCAGCACCAAUCACCAUCAACUGGAUGAAUUUGAAAUGAAAUGAUAAUGACGUAAUAACAAUAAUAACGGCUAAAUAGCAGUUAGCUUCCACUUAAUACAAUCCUGUAAAAUUUUUAAUUUUAAAUUAAUAUUUACUUAGUGCAUACAUACCUAUAUUUUGAAUAAUGUCUACUCAGUUAUAAUGGGUUUCUGAGACAGAAUUCAGUGAAAGGAAAAGAGGCUGUGAAAUUAAAGCAGGAUUGAAACUAUGCAUUCUACCGCACUUGGAUGCAUCUUCUCUAAGUGGUAUAUCAAAGGCAUCAUUCAUUUUUUCACCUUACCACAUGUUUUUUUUAUCAGUGACUGGUGCCCAGUGAUGCUAAGCCAGAUAUUACCAAUCACCCUAUAUUAUUAUUAUUAUUCCCUUGGGUUCCGAGUCGAACAUACGGCUUCGACAACACAUCUCCAUUUUGUUCUAUCUUCUUCCAUCCCCUUCAGCUGGGUCCACGAUUGCCCACAAUCUCUCAUCUCCUCCUCACAUGAUGUCCUCCAUGUCACCCUCUCACUGACGACACACUCGUCGCUUCCUAUUUGGAUUCCACUCGAGCGAUGGCCUGGAUUGCGCGUGAUGUCAUUCGACGGCCUCCUCAACAGUUGCCCGAUCAAUGCAUACCCAUUUUCUCCUACAUAUUUGUUUUGCGAUCGGCUCUCACCUAUUGGUAUGUUCCCAGUCAGAGUUUCUUGUUACUAAUUCUCUCCAGCCAGCUGGCUGGCCAUUUGAUCUUCAGUUUGGAGUCAACCAGCGAAGUGGGUAGCUGAUGAUAAUAGUCUGUAGUUGGCUGUUGGAAAUGCUUUUCGUGACACGCUGGCCAAGUUUGUGACCCGUAUAGAAGCACUAACCGACUUGACAUUUGCGUUGAAAAUGCGAAUCUUGUUCCUUAUGGUGAAUGCGGAAGAUUUCCAAACUGGUUUCAGGUUGAUGAAGGCGUAUCUUACCUUUCCGAUUCUGGUCUACCUCCACAUCUUCAUCCGUUCCGACUGCCUGCAGUUGAAACGAUGCUUCCUAGUUAAGUGAGUGUAGGAAGUAACCUCUGUCAAAUCUCUCCCGUUGAUGGUGAGUGGUGCUGGUCGUUGUCAUUGUUGCGGUUCGUCGGUUAUCUUCAUCACCUCCGUCUUCUCUAUGUUCACCUGCAUUCCUGUCUUCUAUGGCUGCCUCUUCAGCCAGUUUGUUUGUUUUCGCUUGCAAGUCUUCGAGUUUGUGAGACAUUAGACAUAUAUCAUCUACACGCAAAAUCCAGAUCUCCUAGAGUCUUCUUUUCAGUGGUGCAACGUAUUGCUGUCUUCUUACUCCCCACUCGCAGUCUGACGCAUAAUCCAAUCCACCACAAUUAUGAAUAUCAUCAGCGGUAAUAGGCAUCCAGCUUGUCUUACUCCUGUAUGCACUUCGAACACCUCUCUGAGUUUGCCGUUGUGGAUGAUCUGACAGGCGUUGUCAUAUAGCGAGCAGUUGAAUGAGGUUGAUAAAGACUUGGGCAUUGUACUCCAUAAUGUUGAAGUAUUUUCCAAAUUACGUCUCUAUCAACGUUGUCGAAGGCGUUUUCGAAGUCGAUGAAGGAGGUUGAGGUGGAGUUUUAACU
Molecule: messenger RNA, 6440 nt
Organism: Trichobilharzia szidati
Lineage: Eukaryota; Metazoa; Platyhelminthes; Trematoda; Strigeidida; Schistosomatidae
Source: the annotation of a GenBank genome assembly